AUGUAUUAUACUAAACCGAAUAAACCUGAAUCAUCAUCCAAAACUUAUUACUUGGAUGAAUUAGUUGAAUGUUUGAAGAAGAGGUUCCAGAAAGCCAGAACUGAAUGUUUGCAUCAGUCAAUUGAUGAAACGAUGACUAAAUUCAAAGAAGGAUCUAGUCUAAAACAGUAUCUUCCCAUGAAACCGAUAAAAAGGGAAUCAAGCUGUGCCAAAGAUGCGAUUCCAAAACCGCAUAUGUUUACAACUUGA
This is a messenger RNA of Acanthoscelides obtectus, 249 nucleotides long. The record is from the annotation of a GenBank genome assembly. NCBI's taxonomy places the organism in Eukaryota, Metazoa, Arthropoda, Insecta, Coleoptera, Chrysomelidae.